This is a messenger RNA of Paramacrobiotus metropolitanus, 602 nucleotides long. RefSeq names its product zinc transporter 7-like. Lineage: Eukaryota; Metazoa; Tardigrada; Eutardigrada; Parachela; Macrobiotidae. Gene Ontology annotation, molecular function: zinc ion transmembrane transporter activity. Gene Ontology annotation, biological process: transmembrane transport; intracellular zinc ion homeostasis; zinc ion transport. Bases 51 to 602 code for a protein of 183 amino acids. Gene Ontology annotation, cellular component: membrane; Golgi apparatus. The transcript is spliced from 4 exons. The record is from RefSeq and is a predicted model, not a curated record.
AAUCAUGGGCAAAUGUCUGAUGAUCGCCGAGCAUAAACUUUUCCAGUGCAAUGGUUAGUUUACUGAAAGCUCUAUGCUCUGGUGUAGGUUCUUGUAUAUUGUUCUUCUAUUUUAUUAUCAGUCUGACGUUUGCCUUUAUUGAAUUGUCAUAUGGGAUCUUAACGAACAGUUUGAGCUUAAUUUCGGAUUCGUUUCAUAUGUUUUUUGAUUGCACGGGACUUUUUAUUGGUAUCUGUGCUGCUGCCAUAAUUCGAGCUCAGUGGAGGCCAAAUAUCCAAUAUACGUAUGGCUAUGGAAGAGUUGACACAAUUGCCGGAUUGGUGAACGCCGUGUGUUUGUUGUUUGUGGGUUUUCUUUUAAGUUUUGAAGCCUUCAAGCGUAUCCAGGCUGUUCCGGUUGUGAAAUCAGAUGGACUGCUAUAUAUAAGUGUGGCUGGGUUAUGUGUCAAUUUUCUUGGGAUUAUAAUCGUUUACAGUAAUACUCCGCAGCGCCGACUACGCAGACAUUCCUUAUCACCGCAAGCUACUUAUGACCUGCGACAGCAAAACAUACGGAACACGACUUCUUUCUAUGAUGUUAAUGAUCAGAGUAGAGGAUUAUGA